Messenger RNA from Cuscuta europaea, 1634 nucleotides. Lineage: Eukaryota; Viridiplantae; Streptophyta; Magnoliopsida; Solanales; Convolvulaceae. The record is from the annotation of a GenBank genome assembly.
CCGUUUUCUACUGUCUACAUAUAUCGUCUUCUUUGGUCUGUCUUUAGAAUUACCAGAUUUCUGCCUCCAUUACUUUCUCCUGAAGGCAGCGAGAUCGUUGAGAAUGGCUACCCCGAUGGUAAUGGAUCCAACCCCAAUUCCAACUCUGAAGCCUUCAUCAGAGCUACCGGCGACUCGGUCCUUUACGUCCAUUAACGACUUUUCCUCAGACGGAGAUGACGAUCUCUACGCACGGCUGAAGUCCCUUCGGAGGCAGCUGGAAUUUAUAGAGAUUCAAGAGGAGUAUGUGAAGGACGAGAUGAAGAAUCUUAGGCGGGAACACUUGCGUGCACAGGAGGAGGUUAAGCGGAUCCAGUCUGUGCCCCUCGUGAUCGGGCAGUUUAUGGAGAUGAUUGAUCAGAAUAAUGCUAUUGUCGGUUCUACCACUGGGUCUAAUUAUUAUGUGCGGAUUCUCAGCACCAUCAAUCGGGAGCUUCUCAAACCGGCUGCUUCGGUGGCUUUGCACCGCCACUCGAAUGCCCUAGUUGACGUUCUUCCUCCUGAAGCGGACUCGAGUAUUUCUUUGCUCAGCCAAUCUGAAAAGCCGGAUGUCACCUACUCUGAUAUUGGAGGAUGUGACAUUCAAAAGCAGGAAAUCCGUGAGGCAGUGGAGUUACCUUUGACCCAUCAUGAGUUGUACAAACAGAUUGGUAUUGAUCCUCCUCGUGGUGUCUUACUAUAUGGCCCACCAGGGACUGGGAAAACUAUGCUUGCCAAGGCUGUUGCAAACCACACCACUGCAUCUUUCAUUAGGGUUGUGGGUUCUGAAUUUGUCCAGAAGUACCUAGGAGAGGGUCCUCGUAUGGUUCGUGAUGUUUUCCGGCUAGCGAAAGAGAAUGCCCCAGCAAUCAUAUUUAUUGAUGAAGUUGAUGCAAUUGCCACAGCUAGGUUUGAUGCCCAGACUGGAGCUGACCGAGAAGUUCAGCGUAUUCUCAUGGAGUUGUUGAAUCAGAUGGAUGGGUUUGACCAGACUGUCAAUGUGAAAGUCAUAAUGGCAACAAAUCGAGCAGACACAUUGGACCCUGCCCUUCUGCGUCCUGGAAGGCUUGAUCGUAAGAUUGAAUUUCCAUUGCCAGAUAGACGUCAGAAGAGGCUUGUGUUUCAGGUAUGUACUGCAAAGAUGAAUUUGAGUGAUGAGGUCGACUUGGAGGAUUAUGUUUCCCGACCUGAUAAGAUCAGUGCUGCUGAGAUAACUGCAAUUUGUCAAGAAGCAGGAAUGCAUGCAGUGCGCAAGAACCGGUAUGUUAUCCUCCCCAAGGACUUUGAGAAGGGUUACAGGACAAACGUCAAGAAGCCCGACACAGACUUUGAAUUCUACAAGUGAGAAGAUAGAUUCUGAAGCAAUGUCCUAAAAAUCCCCUCCUAGGUGCUAGGUUUCCAUUUGCCUUGUAUGGUCAAUCCCCAGCCCAGUUGCCCCGCAUGUGAUUUGCUAAAAGUAUUGAUGAAUAUUUGUCUGGAAUGCGAAACAUGCUAAAUCUGCUAUUUUUAGAUUGUUUAUGUUAUCCUGUCUCAUAUGGAAUCAAAGAUUAUAGAUUAUUUCAGUUGUUUGCUCUCGUGUACAUUGGUUCUCGCUUUCAAGGCACCCCCUCCCUCCC